This is a messenger RNA of Lingula anatina, 1056 nucleotides long. Its product is annotated as mitochondrial fission process protein 1. Lineage: Eukaryota; Metazoa; Brachiopoda; Lingulata; Lingulida; Lingulidae. Gene Ontology annotation, cellular component: mitochondrion. The record is from RefSeq and is a predicted model, not a curated record. Gene Ontology annotation, biological process: mitochondrial fission.
GUUUUCGAGAUCAGUCACGAGAUGUAGCAUGGCCGACAAGUGGGAGGUGAAAGCAUGUGGGGAGUCAAAAAGGUCAACAGAUAUCGAUAAAGCAGUCGAUCUUUAUAGGGAUACCCCCGUGAGAUAUUUAGGUUAUGCAAAUGAGGUUGGUGAAGCUUUUCGAUCAUUGGUACAUGUAAACUUAGUAAGAUUCAGUUAUGUGGUAGCAAGCAGCUAUGUUAUUGCAGAUGCUUACAACAAAGGAAAUAUAGCAUCAGAGAAAAAAUGGAAGGAUCCAAGUACAAAACGUACAAAAGUGACCCAUGCAGUGCUUGACACUUUGGUGUGGCAGGGCCUUGCCUCUGUAGCUAUCCCAGGCUUCACCAUCAACAGAAUAUGCUUCGUCUCCAACUGGAUUUUACAGAGAAGUUUACAAAAGAUGCCAACUCCAGUCAGAAAGUGGACAGUUACUGGUAUUGGACUUGCAGCAAUACCCUUCAUAAUCAAGCCUAUAGAUAGAACUGUAGACUAUCUAAUGAAUAACUCAAUGAGAAAAUGGUAUCACAUGGAUAGCGAGGAAGAGCAGUUGGUUCACCACGAAAGAAAUGAUUAAAGUUUUGUAGUAAUUAUACAUGAUUUUAUUGUAAUUAUUGUUAUAGUUGCUUAAAUAUUAUAUAUUAUAUUUAGCCAGUAUUAUAAACUCAGGGUAGAGUGAAAGGUUGCUAGUUUAAUGCACAAAUUUGAGGAUAGCCAGGAUUAAAAAAAUUCCUUUAAUUUACUGCUUAUUGGUAAAAUACAAUUCCUGGUGAGUUCUGACAGUGAUAAACCUUUGCUGACUGGUCAUUUGGGAUUGUGGAUCUCACAAAACUAUUUGUCCAAAUCAAAGUUUACUAGCCAGUGAUGACAAAUUUUAUGACAGAUGGCUAAUUUUAUUUCGUUUUAUGUCUAAGCAUGUCACUAUUAUUUGAGUCCUCUAAGAAAUAGGUAGAAGUGUUUUAUGUGUUAAAGGGAACCCAUACUCUCAUUAGCCAUUUAAUAAGGCACAUCUACUUGCAAAUUACCUUGGGAUGAUGGCUU